Vespa mandarinia (Asian giant hornet) is the source of this 854-nucleotide messenger RNA. It is a transcript of the gene Atg8a, whose product is annotated as GABA type A receptor-associated protein autophagy-related 8a. The record is from RefSeq and is a predicted model, not a curated record. Lineage: Eukaryota; Metazoa; Arthropoda; Insecta; Hymenoptera; Vespidae.
CUUCCUAUCAUCGAUUCGUAUUCGGUAACACGUAAAACGUGACUGUGCCAAUUAGAAAAACAUCAUUCAGAGAAGUGAUCGUACGUUAAAACCCAUUGUAAGAUUGUUUUUUCGCAUUAAAUUGUCGAGUAUUAUUAACGCAGUAAAGAAUUGUGCAUUAAGACGAAGCCUAAGUGACAUACGGCGAUUGUUGUGACAGAAGCGUUGAGAAAGUUUCGAUUGAAAGGUCUACAAAAAAAAAAAAAAAAAAAAAAAAAAAAAUUGAUAUUUCGCGCAUUGACGUGUAAAAAGGAAGUAUUAGACGGAAAAGUAUAUACAUACAUAUAUACAUAUAUACGUACAUACUAUCCAUAGACGAAGGUAGGAGGAAGAACGACAGAGGAGAAAGAAGGAAGAAGAAAGUCGCUGUGUCAGAGAGUUUGUGUCUCGUGCCAUUAGCACGAGAGAAACGAUGAAGUUUGAAUACAAGGAGGGGCAUCCUUUCGAGAAGAGAAAGGCUGAGGGUGAAAAGAUACGACGAAAGUAUCCGGACAGGGUGCCUGUGAUCGUUGAAAAGGCACCUAAAGCCAAAAUUAGUGAUUUGGAUAAACAAAAAUAUCUUGUACCAUCUGACCUGACUGUUGGACAAUUUUACUUCCUAAUCCGCAAGAGGAUUCACCUUCGCCCAGAGGAUGCUUUAUUCUUCUUUGUUAACAAUAUCAUUCCUCCUACAAGCGCAACCAUGGGAUCUCUAUAUGCGGAACAUCACGAGGAGGACUUCUUCCUAUACAUAGCUUACAGCGAUGAAAAUGUGUAUGGGCACUAAAUAAUUGAGAUGUUGGUAAAUGCCAAAAAAAUUAAAAAGGAAAAAAAAA